CUAACUUUCUGUUCAAUUGCUCGUUUGACAGACAUGUUUGUUAUACUGUAGAGCAUCGAAAGGAAAUUCAUUGCCCAUUAAUGACGAUGUAAAUGACGAACAUAAUCACCCGCAUUAACGAUAGUCCAUAUAUUUUUUAUAGCCCCUCUAUUGCCUAAGUAAGUUAGUGAGUGUUGCCAUAAACCAUUCGCUUCUGGAAAAAGUGCAGAUUCGUUACUUUAAUACCAAGUUCAGAUGAGCAAAAUUGUUAUUAUUAAAAGACGCAUUUUUAAGAUUCAAAUUUUCUCUAUAAGAAUUUUUCAUCUAUUUCUUCAUUUGGACAACACUUGUGCAAUUGCGUACCUUCAACUUACGAUCGGAUUAUCGUAAGGUUGAUGAAAACAUGAAAUCAACCAAUGGAGAGGCUACUUCUGGACUUGGCGUGAAAGUCCAUAUUAUAUUUUUAGCUACAGUUACAUAGUUCGUUCUGACUCGCGCCCUGAAAUGCUGACCAUAGCACAAAAGAGAACAAGAAGUUAUUGAAAUUGUAGGACGGAGUGACUGGCUUAUAAAAUAAUUGUUAGGAAAAAAAAAAACUACAUUUUUUGUUUAUGGUUUAGCUUAAAAAUUUGCAAAAAUUGACCACUUGUACUACAAGGGUAUGUUUGUGCGGAUGUAUACAACACUUUUUAUCAUAUUCCUAAGCUUGUCUGUCCGUCUGCGCUUAACUUGAAGCUUGUCAUUUUUUAAAUAUUUUGAUGAAAUUCGGUAGACUGAUGUGUUUUGAGUCAAGAACGAGCGCUGUUGAAAAUGGUUGGUCACGACUAGAAAGAAAGUUUUGCAAUCAAGGUAAAAUAUUCACUGGCGCUUAACAGACUAUGAAAAUGAAAAAUCUUGAACCAGAUAAAUGUCGAAUUGGUUUUACUGUACAGUGCAGGGAUUAAAACAAGGGCCUAUCUCGUUCACAUAACCGAAAUACUACUCAUUCAUUUAUGUCGAGAAAUAUUAAAAAUUUGAACUUUUUUCAUAUAUCGUACUGUCGUAAAUACGGUCCAAUCUGAACGAUUUUUUAUGAAUAUUUUCUAACAGUAAAACUAUUAACGAAGUGUUAACCAAGGAAGUAAAGCAUCAUUGAAUGAAAAUAAUGCAGAAGGUAUAUAUACUCGGCUUGGACUGACUGUUUAACAAAUGCACUGAGUAAUGUGCUUAGCUACUAAGGUGUGCCUAUCCAUAAAAAAUCUUUCAUUUAUAUGAUAUUGUGGCAACAUAACAUAUUCGAUUACAUGCAUACGAAUGUUUAAUAUUACAUGCCUUAAGAGUAACAUAGUUAAUAUAAAAUACCCGAAAGGUGUUUGUAAUAAUGUAAUAGAAUAAAUUAUGACACAAGCAACACUAUAGGGUUAGGCGUUUUUAAAAUUUCGGAAAUUGUAUUCAAAUAGAGAGCGAAUUAGUGUGAAUGUAUUAUCACAUUCAACAUUUUGGUAAAUUUUAAAGUUUUAAAUGACGGACGCAAAAAACGAACAUGGGUAAGCUAAUUCAGUUGUUCACUUUAAACAAGUACAUACAGUUGCACAAGUUAUAGAUCUCGAUUAUAUUUUUCUUUAUGUUAUAGAUAUAUUUAUAUAACUAAAGCGGAACGUUUGCUCACAUAUGUAUAACACAACCUAUGUGAGUUUAAAAUUCAUUUACGUAAAAUUACUACAGAAAUUUUAUGACAAACAAAAUUUCGCAAUAUUAUAGACGCAAAUAAUUACCCUUUGAACUAAAUCUAAGGGACAAAAGUAGAAUUUAAGAUAGUCUGUUUUUAAACAAAUUUCAUUUCAACAGAUAGACUGAUACAUAUGAACAAGUGUGCUCAAUUAUUCGUGGGAAUCUGCAAUAUUCUAUAAUAAUAUAUUGAUAUGAGUAUACGGCGCCUGGCAUUGGCCGUCGACAACAACUUUGGUUUGUUUGACUCGCACUAUCAGAGACGACAAAGUUAGCACAGAAAACUGAAAACUGAUACAUAUGCUUUAAGUUUCGCCCCCAAAGACUAUCUUUAAUUGUUCAUAAGAAAAAUAAUUAAUAAACAAGUAAGAAUGCCAUACUUGCGCAAAGCGCAUUGGGUUACAUAUCCUAGACCAUUGAUACAGUCGUUCCCUUACUUUCUUAAUAAUACACUAUAAACUUUAUAUUAUUUUUAUGUAAAUAUAUAGUUUUCACGAAAGCUCUCAUAUGAGAGUAUACUCAAAUGUCCAUGCUAUCUAAAUGUAGCAAAUUUAAUUCGCUUUCCAAAGAUUUAUUAUUUUCCAAUUGCUUUCGUCAUAACGAACCAAAAAUUACACCUUUUCGCCGUAGAAGGGUUUGCUUUCAUAAAAGCCCCAUAUAUGAUGCGAUCUAAAACAUAGAUCUAUGUAAUCCAUAUUUCUUAUUGCUGAUUUACUAAGAACAAAUUUUUAUCAUAAAAUAUUAAAAAGUAGACCUUUUUAACAUGUGAAACCCUAUUUUUGAUUAAAACCUUUAUAUGGCUGGGUAUCCAAACAAUGGACUUACGUGGUCCGAACCCAGUAGGUUUCAUUUUUAUGUCAAGUUGUUACUAUGAAUGAACAUUCAUCACGAAGUAUUGAAAAUUAGUCGUUUUUACCAUGUCCAGAUUCAGUUUCUGUGGGAGCGUUUACAUGGCAAGAGGUUCAAAAAAUUACCCCAUCCGAUCUAAAGUCUUCACAUAAAUUUAGAAUGCUACUAGCGGUUUUUGUCGCGAAAUUCUAAGAUAUGCCUUCGUCCUUCCUUUGUUGGUAAAUUUAAUAAAUAGAAAAAAUUUGUUGGCGAAAAAAGAGAAGAAUUAUUUUAAUAAAGUCAGUUAUUGUUUUGAAUAAUAUUAUGAAACGAUCGUAUUUUUUGCAUAAUUACACAAUAAGUUUAAGUAAGGUUACUACUUUUUAACGUCUUCUUGCUUUUCUUUCCCUAUCAAAGGUUUGACUCUUCUUUCUUUCUUUCUCUCUCUCGCGCUCUCUCUCUUUCUCUCUUUCUCUCUCUCUCUCUGCAUGUUUAUUUCUCUCCCCAGGCCCUUUCUAUUUUUUUUUUUUUUUUUUAAACUGCACAUUUUUCAAAUUUGUGUUAGGAAAACGUUAAAAAUCCACUGCCCAGAACACUAAUGAUACAAAACAAAAUGAGCCUUCGCCUGGUGUAAGAAGAAAGCAUAGAUUGUAAGUUUUCAGAUUUUUGCAUAUUGUUAACGGAAUCGGUUAGCUUUUGAAAUUAAUCUAACGACCGUGAAAAUGAAAAGUUUAAGACAAAAAAGAAAGCAGCCUCCCAAAAGGCUCCCAAACUGGAACAACGCCAAUGGAAACCGAAAAAUUGGAAAAGCUUUGCAAAAAAUGGCCUAUAGUUGUUCCGUAUGAACAUAUGUAGUCCUGUAAAAACUGCCGUAUAGCUCUUAUAAAUAAACGUAGAUUGAUGCCAUAUAUUAUUAUUAAAAAGUGAUUGCAAAGAAGAAGAAACAACGAUUUCUUAUGCAAAUGAAAUUGAUACAAGUAAAGCUACAAUUGAAGACAAUGUUCUAUUAAAUACACGUAAACAAGUCAUUUGUAAAAUCAAUGGAAUCCUUACCGAAGUUCGAAGAACAACAAGGAAACGGAAUAAAUAAUGAUGACAAAUCACCUUUGAAAGAUACGUAUGGUUUAAGUACGCGAGUAGCCCUGGGUCGCUUAUAUGAAGAAAUAGAAAAAAUAUUGCUUAACUAUGAGCAAAAAUACGCGGAAGAAAGCUGUUAUAAUAAGAUACGUAUGGCAUUCGUAAAACGGUAUGAAAGCCCAUUGGGUUGGCUUUCCAUUGGGACAACACUUCUAGCGACUGCGGCGUUGCUUCUUGCACAAUCAUAUCUAGCGGCAUUAUGCUUAGCCGUUAUAUUAACAUUGAAUCUAUUUGUCGUAAUACGUGAAAAUUAUUUGCGACGUACCGAAAUCUAUCGGAAAACUCGGUUGGCAUUGAAUGAUUUACGCUUAGCUGAACAGGAGCUGAGCGCAGAAUGGCAGCCCUGUAAUUAUCCUCAUUUGUGUUGUCCAUUAUCACCCUGUGUUUCUUUGCAGUGGACGUACAGAGACGGCGUGAUUGUGAAUCUACCGUGGGCCUUACUAGUAAAAGGAGAUUAUAUAGUAAUAAGACCAGGACAUAUAACGCCUGGUCCUUGUGCAGAAAUCAAUGGCAAAAGAAUAUUUAAAGCUCAUGAAAUUUAUGGUGUGUCCAAUAAUGUUGAACCACCUUUAAAGCCAACCGUAAGAACUCUUCUGCCAGAUUUAAUAUGCUGCUUAGAGAAUACACCUUAUUUAGAUAAUCUGAAGCUGAUACUUGAGAAUUCGCAUAAACGACCACCAACUAUCUACAAUCAGCAAAGAUAUUUACUGGUCACAAAAUAUAUACAGCAGUGGGGAUUUGCGUUCACAUUGGUCGUCACUAUAUUUGCUGGUAUUUUGAGGAUGCACGAUUUUUGUUUGGCUUGGGUCGAUUUACAACCAACUUGGAAAUACACUCUUAUAGAAUCAUCUGUUGCCGCCGUUAUACCGUUGCUCCCUUUAAUUUUUCCGUUAAUGUGGAUAUCGAUGAAUUUAUGGGGUAUUGCCAGGUUGCAAUGUUUCCUAAAAACGCCCCAACUUCUACUGACAAAAGAUCCGAAUAAAUCAUUUGAAGAAGACCUUGAUACGCCAACUUUUGAUUACGAAAAUAUUUCUUUGCAUCGUUCGAAGGUAUUUCAAUACUGGGUAAAAUUGUGGCAAGGCGACAGCGAGCUGCUGCCUAGAUCAGCGAAUGUUGUUCAAGUAUUAGGAUCCAUUACUGCACUUUGCUGCGUUGAUAAAAAAGGUAUUCUAUCAUGGCCAAAUCCCACAGCAGAAAAGGUAUUUUUCCUUCACGACGUAGAAGACGACGAUAUGGAGGAAAAAAGUGUUCAAACUUCGGUAAACACCGAGAGCGAUUUACCGGAUCCUGCAACACAAAGAGAGAAUGGCAUAGUGGCCGAAGUAUUAGAUUUGACGCAUGAUCAACACUGCCCCUUUCGCUUAGAGUUUGAUGAUCACGAAUGGAAAAACCAUAUUAAAUCUUUAAAGCCCCUCGGCUUGGCUAUCUUAUUGAAUACCUGUUCACCUCUAACUCAUGCUCAUUAUGCGAAAUUCUGCGGACAUGUUACUGCUGUGGCCACGAUGGACAAGGACUUAGUGCCCGUCACAAAUCGACGCUGCUUAUGUGAAUUAGCAAAGCAAAUCGGUUUUACUGAUCACGCCACGGAUAGAUUUACUUUGGAAGGACAACUGGCCACGUAUAGGCAUUUGCAACCUGACGUGGUGCGACGUGACAUCCGCUUUGCGAGGCAACUUCAGUUAUCGUCUAAAGUCAAAGUUCCAUUUCCACAUUCAUUAUCGGUGAUAAUGCGCGAGAAUCCUGGCGGCUAUUUAUCGUUAUUUACUCAGGGAACGGCCGAUAUUAUAUUGGAUUGUUGCGACGAUUUCUGGGACGGCAAAGAUCUACGUCCAUUAUCUCAGCAGGAUCGCAAAAGGGCGUUGGAUUUUUAUCAACGCAGCGCUCUAACCGCUUAUUGUACUGCGUUUGCAUAUAGGCCGUUGAGACAUAGCAUUAACGGCAUAUUGGGAGGCGUGCCAAAUAACAAAGGCAAUGUUGCUUAUAUGGAAUUGCCUCCCGAGUCGAAAUUACGUUUACAAAAUAUGGAUAAAAUACAUUGCGACUUUGACUGUAGCCAUGCCAAACUUAGUCACAGCAUUAGCACAGAUUCAUUACUUUUCUCGGAUGGUAAAGAAGAAGAUAUUUCGGAUGUAGAAGGAUGUUACGAAAUGCAGUGCCAUCAGGUUUUCAUUGGUAUGGUGACAAUGCAGUAUCAGGCUCAGACAGAUAUAGUACAAUUAGUGGAACAUCUGGAGCGGGCCUGUAUACGGUUUGUUCACUUCAGCAAAGAAAACGAAUUGCGUUCACGCGUUUUUUCUGAGAAAAUGGGUUUGGAAUCAGGCUGGAAUUGUCACAUCUCACUACUUAGCAAAUUCGAUGACAAGUCCAAUCUAAAGUCUCAGUCGCCCAAACCAACGGGUAAACGAGGUUUUACAAACAAUUCUACAAACAUACCUACCACCAUACGAAAUUCUCAUGAUAAUAUCAGUUCAAGCACAACCACUACUACAACAACUAUCACCACUACCACAAUCACUCAUUACCCACCACAGACGUCCAUCACUAGUACAAUCAUGUCGCCACCACCAACAUCAGCCAUAUUUACAUCAAGCAAUGAUCUCCGUUCUCGAGUCAAUAUAAUUGCAAACAAUUGCAUUUUAGGAAACAUCGCUGAUAGUGACGAGUCGUCAGAUUUAAAUUUUCUACUUCCACCGACCAAUCUGGAAACUUCAAAAGCGCUAAGCUCUUCAGCUCCUGGAGCCAUUUCGAAUCACGGCAGUAAUACCUUUUAUAUCACCGAUAAAAACGAAAUUGUUUCCAAUUCUAGUUUAUCAGAAUCCAUACAAUUUCGAAAUGAUGCCGAAAAAUGUAAUCGACGACGACGAAAUUCGCAGGAUUCUGCUUUAGAUGAAAAUGGUCGCUCUGUAAGCAUCCUGACAGAUACUACCGAACAAAGUGCACCAGUUCAUUUUGAUAUGUCUAAUAGAGCUAAAUUGCCGCGGGGUAUCGAGAAUAUACGACCACAUUUAGAAAAGGUCGAUAAUGUUCCUUUGCAGGUCUCUUUAUUUACCGAUUGUUCAGCUGAAGCUACAAGGCAAAUGUUAGAGAUUAUGCAGUCGUAUGGAGAAAUAGUGGUUUGCCUAGGAUCCUCAGCAAGCAACUCGAAUGCAGAGAUAUUUCUUCAGUCUGAUUGCAGCAUAGCCGUAGAACCACUGUAUCCCCAAGUCUGUCAAGAUAUUGAAGCUUUUUCGGAAGCUAAUAUAUUUAAUAAUCGCUUGAAGUUAUUAAGAAAACGGAACGGGACUGCAACUGAGUUGCAUCCAGAUGCUUUAGCAGUUGAAGAACUUUUAGAAUCUGGUUUGUAUGGUAACACCGUCGAGGUGCAGCCUAUACAAUCAUCAGGCAAUACGGUUUCACCUAUUUACUUAAGUCGCCAAUUAAACUCACUGCCAUGCUCAAUAUCUGUAAAGCGUGAAGAUUCCCUGUCUUUGGUUGCCAUUAUAGAAUUAUCUAGACGAUUUUCAUCGGGUCUUUGGAAUUGUAUACAAUUUUGGGCCAGUUGUGCCGGGUCUUUAGCUUCCGUUAAUGUGUUGAGCACAUGUUUGUCGUUACCUCCUGUAUUGUCACCAGUUAUGGUACUUUAUCUUAUGUGCAUACCGGUUCCUCUCAUAUCGUUAGCAUUAGCGCAUAUCGAUAUGGAUCCAAAAAUAAUGAACAGAGCUACCGGCAAAAAGCAAACAAAAUAUGAUUCUCGUGUUUUUGGAUUUGUUCUAUGGUGUUAUGGCUGUAAAUUUAUGACCCCAGUAUUAUUGACGAUAUUGGGCUAUUGCGCUUUUAUAUCGCAUCCUAUUGGGAAAAUGAAUUCAAGUGAGGAAAAUACUCUUUUAAAGGUACAAAUCGCUCGAAUAUUUUGCUUGCCCGGAGUAUUGGUACAUUUCGUAAUUGUGUCAGCCUCUUUUGUACAUCGUGACCAUUCUCUAUGGCGGAAGAGUCCAUUGCGCAAUCAUAUUUGGUCCUUUACUUGUUUCUGUAUAUUACUAUUGCACGGCCUAAUCUGCACAUCACAAAUUUUUCUAAACGACAAUGUCUUUCAUCAUGUUUUUCAUGUUUGGCCAGCCGCAGUCUUUUUGUACAGCAGUUCAUUAAUAAGUCUUUUAGUUUCAGAAAUCUGCAAAUGGCAGGAGAUCAAGGUCAAUUCCCGAUAUCAACGGCGAGCUCGCUUGGAUUUCGGUACGAAAUUGGGCAUGAACUCACCAUUCUAAUUUGCUUCCCUUAACUUCUCAGUUAAACAAUUAAUGUUUUUCAUCUUAAGUAUAUGUAUGUGUAAGUUUUAAAGAAAAAUAUUAA
This is a messenger RNA of Glossina fuscipes, 7977 nucleotides long. Its product is annotated as transmembrane protein 94. Gene Ontology annotation, molecular function: nucleotide binding. The coding region runs from base 3555 to 7892 and encodes 1445 amino acids. The transcript has 10 exons. NCBI's taxonomy places the organism in Eukaryota, Metazoa, Arthropoda, Insecta, Diptera, Glossinidae. The record is from RefSeq and is a predicted model, not a curated record.